Apaloderma vittatum (bar-tailed trogon) is the source of this 1302-nucleotide messenger RNA. RefSeq names its product SH3-domain binding protein 5 (BTK-associated) (gene SH3BP5). The transcript has 8 exons. NCBI's taxonomy places the organism in Eukaryota, Metazoa, Chordata, Aves, Trogoniformes, Trogonidae. The record is from RefSeq and is a predicted model, not a curated record. The annotation marks the transcript as partial. Gene Ontology annotation, cellular component: cytoplasm. Gene Ontology annotation, molecular function: protein kinase inhibitor activity. Gene Ontology annotation, biological process: intracellular signal transduction; negative regulation of protein tyrosine kinase activity.
GGGGAGCUGGAAAAACUGAAUCAAUCUACAGAUGAUAUCAAUCGAAGAGAGACAGAACUGGAGGAUGCACGCCAGAAGUUCCGCUCUGUCCUGGUUGAAGCAACGGUAAAACUGGAUGAACUGGUAAAGAAGAUUGGAAAAGCUGUAGAAGACUCCAAACCUUACUGGGAAGCUCGGAGGGUGGCCAGGCAGGCACAGCUGGAAGCUCAGAGGGCGACCCAGGAUUUUCAGAGGGCCACUGAAGUGCUGCGUGCUGCAAAAGAGACCAUUUCGCUUGCUGAGCAGAGGCUACUGGAAGAUGACAAGCGUCAGUUUGACUCUGCCUGGCAAGAAAUGCUUAACCAUGCUACUCAGAGGGUCAUGGAGGCAGAACAGACCAAGACGAGGAGCGAGUUGGUUCACAAGGAGACUGCAGCCAAAUACAAUGCCGCCAUGGGAAGGAUGAAGCAGCUGGAGAAGAAGCUGAAAAGAGCCAUCAAUAAAUCAAAACCUUAUUUUGAACUCAAGGCAAAGUACUACGUCCAACUAGAGCAACUGAAAAAAACAGUGGAUGACCUGCAGGCAAAACUGGCCCUGGCAAAGGGAGAGUAUAAGACUGCCUUGAAAAACCUGGAGAUGAUCUCGGAUGAGAUUCACGAGAGGAGACGGUCCACUGCCAUGGGGCCCCGAGGAUGUGGUGUGGGUGCUGAAGGGAGCAACACCUCUGUGGAAGACCUGUCAGCAAGUAAACCAGAGUCAGACACCAUCUCCAUGGCUUCAGAGGUGUUCGAGGAUGACAAUGGCAGCAGCUUGGUAUCCGGAGAAGAUUCGGAAACUCAGUCAGUAUCCAGCUUCAGCUCUGGUCCUACGAGCCCCUGCGAGGUGCCCACUCAGUUCCCUCCUGCAACACGACCUGGAAGCCUGGAUCUGCCCAGCCCCGUGUCGCUCUCUGAGUUCGGGAUGAUCUUCCCUGUCCUGGGCCCCCGAAGCGAGUGCAGCGGGGCAUCCUCCCCCGAGUGCGAAGCUGAAAGAGGGGACAGGGCAGAAGGGGCUGAGAACAAGACAAGUGACAGAGUCAACAAGAAUAGGAGCAGCGCCAGGAGCAGCUCCACUGAAGGGCUGGCUCUGGAUAACCGAAUGAAGCAGCUCUCCCUGCAGUGCAUGAAAAUCAAAGAGGGAAUAUGUGCAAGCAGAAAAGCUGCCCAGAUUGGCUGAGUUCUCCUCGUGCCCUGUCCUGAUUAAUGGGAGUAUAAAUAUUUAUACAUGAACUUCUAAGUGUUUGAAGAACGUUGUGCCAAUAAUAUAUGCCAAAUCUUAAGCGUU